Molecule: messenger RNA, 978 nt
Organism: Dacryopinax primogenitus
Lineage: Eukaryota; Fungi; Basidiomycota; Dacrymycetes; Dacrymycetales; Dacrymycetaceae
Product: NADP-binding protein
Exons: 2
Coding region: 1-978 (325 amino acids)
Source: RefSeq, a predicted model, not a curated record
AUGUCUAUACCUCCCCUUUCUCUUGAUACUACCCUCCAGGGCCGCUCGGUACUAGUCACCGGUGCCAACGUCGGUCUCGGAUUCUCGGCAGCACUGCUCGCUCUCCAACUUGGUGCCUCUCCUGUUUAUAUCACCUGUCGAUCAGCGGAGAAGGGCAACAAGGCACGUGAUGAGCUCGUCGCCGAUCCACUGGUCAAGGAGAAGAAUCCGCAUGCCAUUGUCAAGGCAUACGAGCUCGAGAUGUUGACAUGGGAUGGCGUAACCUCGUUUGCCAAGAAGUUUCUCGACGAUCGUGAGGUCGCUGGCGAGGGACUGGACGUCGCUAUCUUGAAUGCUGCUAUCGUCAACCUAAAGUACGAAGUCGCCCCGACCGGAAAUGAAAUGGUGCUACAGGUCAACUACUUGUCGACCGCGCUCCUCUCUCUGUUCUUACUGCCUCUAUUGAAAAAGAGCACAACGGCAGAGCACACCGCACGACUCACAUUCAUAACGAGCGGCAGGCAGUUAUUUACGCCGCUCAAACAUUGUCCUCCCGAAGAUGUCAACUACCUUGCUUCCCUCAACGCAAAGAACACUUUCGGCGUAUUGGACCGGUAUGGCCUCAGCAAGCUCCUAGUUGUUCUCUUCCUCCGCCAUAUAUGCGACAAUAUCAGCAGCGACAAGAUCAUCAUCAACAACGUUUGUCCUGGCAUCAUCCAGACAAGGCUGGAACGCAAGUUGCCGUGGAUAAUAGCACCUAUCGUCGGAUUGUUCAAGACGACCGUGGGCAACACGGUUGAAAAGGGAGCAGAAUGCUACAUUGCGGCUGUCGCAAGUGUCGGGCCGGAAAGUCAUGGGCUAUGGUAUCAGCUCAUGCGGCUAAAGCCGUAUUCUGACGUUGUUACGGGACCGGAAGGCAAGAAGAUCCAAGAGCGGAUUUGGCGUGAAACUGUCGAGUUGUUUCAAAAGGUGUCGCCUGGUGCUGACACAAACAUCUGA